This is a messenger RNA of Penaeus vannamei (Pacific white shrimp), 350 nucleotides long. NCBI's taxonomy places the organism in Eukaryota, Metazoa, Arthropoda, Malacostraca, Decapoda, Penaeidae. The record is from RefSeq and is a predicted model, not a curated record.
ACAACUGGAUUGGCGCGAUCACCAGCAUGGUUGUCAUCGGCUUAGUGGGCCUUGCGUGCAUCAUGUUGAUCCCAGCCCUGAAGAGGAGCCAGUACUAUGAUCAGGUGAACCACUUCCUCCUCGCCCUGGCUGUUGGUACCCUGGCUGGAGACGCCUUGAUUCAUCUUCUGCCGCAUGCCAUCAGCAUGGAAGCACCCGAGGUAGCAACCCUACCCUCUUGCAUUCCUUCUACGGCUUCACUGCCCUUGGUGGCAAUUGUCGAUCUCUUCCUGUUCCUGGAGCGCUGUCACAACCUCUUCUGUGGACACGCCGGCCAUGGCCAUGGGCAUAGUCAUGGCUUGGGGGCUUGA